This is a messenger RNA of Alexandromys fortis (reed vole), 1928 nucleotides long. RefSeq names its product small integral membrane protein 40 (gene Smim40). The record is from RefSeq and is a predicted model, not a curated record. The transcript has a single exon. Lineage: Eukaryota; Metazoa; Chordata; Mammalia; Rodentia; Cricetidae. Bases 1675 to 1917 code for a protein of 80 amino acids.
CAAGGCGCCAACCUGGUCUACAGGAGAGAGCCGAGCCAGGAAAACCAAAACAAAACAACAAGAACAUGUUUCGAUUCUGCACACGCUGAAGUCCUCACUUCCACAGAGAUCCGCCUGCCUCUGCCUCUCAGUGCUGAGCUUAGCGGUGGGUGCCACCAUGCGGGGCACCUUCCCAUCAGUUUAAUGAGUGGGACCACGGGGUGCCCUGGACAGGGUUUAAGACGAUAAAAUCAAACCAGGGCCCACUAGGAUUGCAGAGGUUCCAGGAGAGACCCCGAAAACUAUGGAGAAAGUCAAGUCCUUCCAAGCUGUUGACCGUGCUGGAAAUCUCGCUCAGCUGAGAGACCCUGACCAGCUUCCUGGUACAGGGCACCUUUCUUGACCCAUGCCCCCAUAACUCCCUUUUAUCUUACCUCAGACCUACCCUGCUUCCUCAGACUUGGGCAUAAGACUAAAAGUGUGAGCCCUCGGAUGGAUGCUUGUGCCUCUACUGUCCUUGGUGGCCCUCUUCCCUGUUCCAGAGGGCUCCCCUGUAAGUCCUUCCACCAGCUGCGCUCACAGGCUCCAAAGACAAGCUUCAUAAGGGUCUGUUUAGAAUCCAACACAAACGUCCCUCCUCCUUUGGUGGCCCAAGACUCAUCAUCAGACCAAUCACAGCUCCUCUUACAAACAUCUUUAGUGUGUUCAGUCUAAUUAAAAUCCCCCCCCCCACAGAAGUCAGGGGGCUCAUUUGUUUGUUUGUUUUUAGGAUUUCUGAUCUUAUUUUCAUUUAAUUACUUAGAUGGUUUGCUGUUUUAUUUUGUUUUGAGACUAUGCAAACAUACUCACCUUAGACUUUAGCAAUCCUGACCCUCCUGCGGCAGGCUGGGAUUUCAGGCACCGCUCAGCCUCCUCGGGUUUCAGUUUCCCAAUCUGAGGGCCACCCACAGAAACCCAGCAGGAGGAAACCAGCCUGCUCGGAUUAGAGACACCCUCCCUUCACCCUUCUCCCGGUUAGAAGAGGCCACACCCAUCCAACCUGUUGUCACAGCUGCCGGCUCCUCCACCCUGAGACCCUAGAUUGAUGCUCGGACAUAGGGCCAGGAUACCAGUCCAUUCCGGGUUAGGUGUCUGUACCGGCUCUUCAGUUUCCGAGCAGAGUACAUAGGUAAAGCUGGACAGGACGUAGUGACCAUAGAGUGUGACAUCAGGCUAGGAGAGCAAAUAAUUGUCUUGGGCUAGGGAGACAGCUAGCUCAGCAGGUAAAGUGCUUUUCCUGUCAGCCCGAUUCCGAGUACGAUCCCUGGACCCCGGGAACGGUGCAGUGAGAGAGCAUGCUCACGCAGUAAAACUUAAACCCGGCGGUAGUGGCGCACGUCUUUAAUCCCAGUACUCGGGAGGCAGAGGCAGGCGGAGCUCUGUGAGUUCGAGGCCAGCCUGGUCUACAGAGCUAGUUCCAGGACAGCCAGGGCUACAGAGAAACCCUGUCUCAAGGAAAAAAAAAAAAAAAAACCUUAUAAAGAAAUAAAAAAUUGCCCCCAAACUCAAAAACCUUUCUCUCCUUUCUGAGUUCUGGAAUUAGGGUCAAAGGCAUCAGAUACGGGGUCAUCAUAGCCACGCCCUUUAAUCCUGGCAGUGCUGAGCCAGGCCUUCUGAAGGGGCACUGAGCCAGCCAGCUGUCUUGCAGUGGUGAAGAUGGCAGAGGAAGAGGGCAGUGUGGAGGAGGGGGAUGUGUUCCUAGCUUUCGCCCAGGGUCCCACUCCUCCUCGGGGGCCCCUGCGGCGUGCUCUGGACAAGAUCUUUCUCACCUUCCUGGUCCUCUUCCUGACUCUGCUGAUGCUGGAGGCUGCUUACAAGCUGCUGUGGCCCCUGCCAUGGGCGAUGUUUCGGGACUGGCUCCUGCAGACACCCGAGGCGGAAGGGGCACUGGAACUCUGAAUGUCUCCCUG